UUUUACACCCAGUGGCAUCGUUUUUCAACAGCUGACUACAUAAACAACAUUCGAUUCCUUCAUUUCAAUUUUUUGGUUUUUAUUCCUUCGCGCAUAUUUUUAUGUUCACAAAUUGUUCACAACAAAUGGAUUUGCUAAUGUGUUAGAAUAAGUGAAGUGCUCAGAAGCUUGAAAUUUCCGAAUAUAUGCUAUUAUAAUUUGUUACAUACAACAUGACCUUGCCCCGCAUUACCGACUACGAACUGAUGGAGAAGCUUGGAGUUGGCAGUUAUUCAACUGUAUAUAAGGCACGACAUAAGAAAGAUCGGAGCUUUCAUGCCAUUAAGAUUGUGGAGAUGUCAACGCUAUCCGACAGUUCACGAGAAAAUCUUAUAACCGAGAUCCGACUCCUACGUUCACUCAAUCACAAGUAUAUUGUGACGCUACAGGAUUUUUUUUGGGACGACAAAAAGAUUUAUAUUGUGUUGGAAUUCUGCAACGCUGGCAAUCUAUCGGCCUUCAUACGCUCCAAGAAAUCAUUGCCGGAAGCCACUUGUCGUUUCUUCUUGCGUCAAUUGGCAGCAGCUGUGCAGUAUAUGCGCGCUAAUGAUAUUUGCCACUUUGAUUUAAAACCGCAAAAUUUGCUGCUAACACGUAACUCCAAUGUGGUAUUAAAAGUGGCGGAUUUUGGUUUUGCGCAACAUUUGAAAUUGGGUGAAAUCAAUCAACAGCUUAAAGGCUCGCCGCUCUACAUGGCGCCCGAAAUAGUGCGCAAACAUCAAUAUGAUGCCAAGGCCGAUUUGUGGAGCAUUGGCGUGAUUUUGUAUGAAUGUCUUUUUGGAAAAGCGCCAUACACUUCGAAGAGCAUCGAAGAACUUUUGCAACGUAUACGGAAUGCAGAGAAAAUAAAAAUACCGGCAAAUGCAAGCAUAAGCAAUGAGUGUCAUGAUCUACUUUGCCGUUUACUGGAACACGAUCCUGCCAAACGUAUUUCAUUUGACUCCUUUUUCGCACAUCCAUUUAUCGAUCUGAAAACUUUACCAACGGAGCAUACAUUACAAAAAGCGUCAGACCUCGUCACCAAAGCCGUCGAAUAUGAUGAAAAACAAAAUUACAAAGAGGCUUAUUAUCUAUAUUGCAGCGCAUUGCAAUACUUUGUGCCGUUAAUUACUGAGGAAGCCGAUGCCAGUAAGCGAUUAGCAUUGCGCAAUCGUGCCCUUACCUACCUCAAACGCGCUGAAGAAAUCAAAAAUGUUUUAAUCGAUGCUGAAUAUAAAGCAGCCGCAGUGAAGGAGCUGCCAAAACAUCUUCAACAAUGUACCCAGCAACAGGAGCAGCAACCAAGUAGCUCCUCCACACCAAAUUCCGCACAACAAACGCAGCCUGAUAUAAUAGAAGUGUUGGAACCAGAUAUGCGCUAUAAGCAGCUUUUUGCGCUCUCCAACUCGAGUCCACAAUUAAAAAGUGCUUUAGAAAUCGGACGUCAAGGUGAACUCUAUUUGUACGAGAGAAAAUUCAAAGCUGCUCUGGAGGCUUACACUUCGGCCCUGGGCAUGUUGGUGCCAUUCGCUAAUAAUGAACCAAAGGGCGAGCGUAGAAAUUUGUUGUUGCAACAGCUGGAAAUUUGGAUGAAAGAAGCCGAAAGCAUUAAAAGCAUUCUGUCUGCUAAAGAAAUGGUGGAUGAACAGAAACUAACAUCGGUGCGGCAUUGUUCUAUACAGUAGUACAUAGUAUUAAAUAGAUACAGAAAUAUAGAAUGUAGCUUUUUUUUUUUAAAUAUGCCGUGUUACACUAGCCAAUGCAAUUUAAAUCAAGCGAAUUGAUAUUGAUCAAAUCAAAUUCAACCAACGCAUAGUGUUCACGCUUUAUUCGUAGCUUUAUACAAAUUUAUUAUAUGUAUAAAUAAUAUACAAUAAUACACAUACAUAUUUAUGUCUACAUAGAUACUGUUUAUAAGUAUGUGCUGUUCAACAGUAGUGGAGAAGAAAAAUAAAAGUAGAUCUUUCAAAAAUCUUUUUUAUAACAAUGCAAAGCAAUUAAAUGAUGCGCUAGCACAUUCAGAUAUAAAUAAUUAAUUAUAUUAGAUAAUUCAUUGAAAAUAUGUAAAACUUAAAUGGUUACGUAGUUACAUACAUAUAGUAUUUAUGUAUGUUUGUUAGUAUGUAUUAGUUUGUAAUUGUCGAUCUCAUUUGUAAGCAGUUUUUGUGUGCUGUCAAUGUUUUACUACUUUCUUCACUAUGCUUUGUGAUAUGUUUAACACACAAUAACGUUAAAAGUUUAAAUUUACAUUCAUUUUGACUUAAUUAAUAUU
Messenger RNA from Ceratitis capitata (Mediterranean fruit fly), 2290 nucleotides. RefSeq names its product serine/threonine-protein kinase ULK3 (gene Aduk). Bases 213 to 1703 code for a protein of 496 amino acids. Gene Ontology annotation, biological process: autophagosome organization; autophagy; protein autophosphorylation. The transcript is spliced from 6 exons. Gene Ontology annotation, molecular function: ATP binding; protein serine/threonine kinase activity. The record is from RefSeq and is a predicted model, not a curated record. NCBI's taxonomy places the organism in Eukaryota, Metazoa, Arthropoda, Insecta, Diptera, Tephritidae. Gene Ontology annotation, cellular component: cytoplasm; autophagosome.